AUGGAGACACUGUAUACGGGUGCGAUACACGGCUUUCCGCAAUCCUCAAAUGGCAUUGACAAUGGCAUAUCCACGGGUCUGGCGGCUUCUUUUGAUCAGGAUGGCGUGCUAAGUCUUGUGGUCGUACUGGGCGGUAGUAUCUCCCUCGUUGCUCUGGUCUUUGCCUUUAUUACCUACAGUCUUUUUUCGGACUUAAGAAGUUUAGCAGGAACAACCUUAAUGAAUUUGCUGGCAGCUCUUUUCAUGGUGCAACUUUUAUUUAUUGUUGGAGUUGGCGGUGUUCAGGAUCCAGAAUUAUGCAUCUCGCUAGGCAUGAGUCUGCAGUACCUCCGGAUCUCGGUGGUCUGCUGGUUGGCAGCGAUGUGUCAUCACCUAUACGCGACCGUCGCGUCAAUUCCCAACCGCGACGACCCUCCGACUUACUUGAAAUACAGUGUAUUUGCCUGGGGCGCACCCCUUCUCAGCCUUGGUAGCGCCACGCUUCUACAGAUGCACGAAACUAAUAACAUCUGGAAAGUCGAUGAUCUUAUGCCCUUAAAUUGCUGGUUCCUGGGGGCCAAGGCAACCGUAUACGCUUUCGGUAUACCAGUAAUAAUGUUGCUCUUCUCAUCAGGCUAUUAUCUGCUUAAAGCAGCCAUCGUAGCCAGAUACACAUGCAGUAUGCAACUGGAAAUAAAGCAGCGAGAGAAAAUGAAGAGGAGGCGAGCGCUACAGCUUAUGCUCUUCUUAAAAGUGAGCCUUAUCAUCGGGUUAGUGGCCGGAUGUGGGGUUGCCUCGCGGGUUUGGAAGGUGCCGUUCUUGUGGGCAGUCUUCUGCACUGGACAUUCGCUCCAGGGUCUUGCUGUUGCUUUAUCAGUUGCCUGUAAUUGCAGAGUAUUGAAGAUCUAUUCUAGAAAAUCCCAUAAGCAACCAAAACAUCAGAUAGCAAAAUCAUCGAGUAUGCAAUUACUUGCUCCAGCACCUGAUCCAGUUUAAAUAACAUCAGUGAAUGAAAACACAAAUUUUCAAACAUCCACUCAGAAGAACAG
Ceratosolen solmsi marchali is the source of this 1028-nucleotide messenger RNA. Its product is annotated as cadherin EGF LAG seven-pass G-type receptor 1. NCBI's taxonomy places the organism in Eukaryota, Metazoa, Arthropoda, Insecta, Hymenoptera, Agaonidae. The coding region runs from base 1 to 975 and encodes 324 amino acids. The transcript is spliced from 7 exons. Gene Ontology annotation, molecular function: G protein-coupled receptor activity. The record is from RefSeq and is a predicted model, not a curated record. Gene Ontology annotation, cellular component: membrane. Gene Ontology annotation, biological process: G protein-coupled receptor signaling pathway; cell surface receptor signaling pathway.